AUGCCCUUCAGAGAUAUUGAAUUCAGAACUUUUGACAACCUCACCCUUCGAGGAUGGCUCUUCAUCCCUACCUCCUUUACAGGAAAGUUGCCAUGUCUUGUCAUGGCGCACGGCUUUGCAGUCCAUAAAGAGAUGGGUUUGAACAAUUUCGCGAAAUAUUUUACGUCGAAUUUGCGUAUCGCCUGCCUUGCUUAUGAUAACCGUUGUAUUGGCGCCAGUGAUGGCGAACCGAGACGAGAAAUUAUUCCAGCACUGCAAAUAAAUGACUACUCGGACGCUAUUACAUUCGCGCAGUCCCUACCAGAGGUUGAUGCCGACAAAAUUGGCAUCUGGGGCAGUUCAUACAGCGGAGGUCAUGUUCUCACUGUUGGUGCCGUUGAUCGUCGGGUGAAAGCUGUAAUCAGUCAGGUGCCCCUGACCAGUGGAUGGGACAAUUUCCAUCGUAUACACAGAGCAGAUUUCAUUCCAAGACUGAACAAGUUAUUUGCAGACGAUCGCCGUGCUCGCGCAAAGGGAGACAAACCAGGUCGGAUACCUGUGGUGGACAAGGACCCUCACGCAUUUUCUGUUCUUCCUUCGGAGGACAGCUAUAACGGCUACAUUCAAGCAGAAUCUCUGGGGUGGAUAAACGAUGUAACGCUCAAGAGCCUCGAGGCAUUCCGAGCAUACGAACCUGGAGCCUAUAUCCAGCGCAUUUCGCCUACUCCGCUAUUAAUGAUUGUCGUCGAUAACGAUCUUGUCGCCCCUACUGAUAUUACCUUGGAUGCCUUCGCCCGAGCGAAGGAACCGAAGCAAUUGCAUAUAAUUCCGGGAGGACAUUUUGAACCAUAUGAUGGGCCUCUUUUUCAACAAAAUGCUCCAGUCCAGGUCAAGUUCCUGCAAGAUCACCUUUUGGAGUAG
Penicillium argentinense is the source of this 900-nucleotide messenger RNA. Its product is annotated as alpha/beta hydrolase. The record is from RefSeq and is a predicted model, not a curated record. The transcript has 4 exons. The coding region runs from base 1 to 900 and encodes 299 amino acids. Gene Ontology annotation, molecular function: hydrolase activity. Lineage: Eukaryota; Fungi; Ascomycota; Eurotiomycetes; Eurotiales; Aspergillaceae.